AUGGCUCAAAAGCUUUGGAUGAAGAGGAUCCUCAUCCCCAUCUGGGUGCUCCAACUCCUCAUCUGCGCCAUCUUGGCCGCAGUCAGCAUAAUAGCCCUCUACGCCUUUGGCCAGGCUGUUGCACAGGGCGACUUCAACGGCACGGCGGGCGUCAUUGCCGCGCUCAAUGGCAGCGUCGCAGCCGCACUUGCCCUCUCCCUCAUCACCAUCCUCCUCGACCUGCUCGAAAUCAUCCUGCUCGCGAAGCAAAAGUUAAAACCCGCGCCGCAUUUGGGCUUUCAGGUGGUCAAGGGAGGCGCCUGGACCAUCUGGUUCUUCCUCGUCGUUGUCGCCUACACGAAGAGUCAGCAGAGCGGGUUUGCGCUUCUGUUGGCCGGGCUGUUAUGCUUGACGUCCGUCGCACAGCUUGUCUAUGGGGCAGUGAUUUACCAUCGCCACCGAAAGGGAACGCUGGCACGAGGCCAGUACGCGCCAGCUACGAUCGCGCAGCCGGUUACGCAGCAAAUCGCCCUAGAUGAGCCUAUGUUCAAGGCAUAUCAGCCUCCGCGGGCAGACGCAUCAAUUGACAUCGAGGACUCUGCGCGGCCGCCGCACAGACAUGGUGCCUACAGCAAUGGCGUUCUGUACGAGGAGUAA
Messenger RNA from Neohortaea acidophila, 636 nucleotides. RefSeq lists its product as uncharacterized. Lineage: Eukaryota; Fungi; Ascomycota; Dothideomycetes; Mycosphaerellales; Teratosphaeriaceae. The transcript has 3 exons. The coding region runs from base 1 to 636 and encodes 211 amino acids. The record is from RefSeq and is a predicted model, not a curated record.